AUAUCGCAUAAUUUCCCUGUUUGAAUAUGUCAAAACUAUUUAAACGAUCAUGGUCCAACGAAAUUGGGUCACUGUAUGUCUGAUCACAAAUUCAUCGAAAUAUUUGUAUGAGAUAUACCCGAAUACAUUAAUUAGAAAUGUCGCUCCCCACUCCAGAAGAGAAAAUUGCAAUCCAAAAAUUCAGGGGUCGAGUGGAGGACGUUCUGACUCCAGAGUUGCAGAAAGAUGACUGGUUCCUCCUUCGAUGGCUUCGAGCACGCGAACUCAACUUGGACAAGGCAGAAGCCAUGCUGAGAAAUUCGAUGAAGUGGCGAGCAGAAAAUAAAGUGGACCUAACCCUCUCUCGCCCAGUGGACUCUUACUUUUCCUCCAACUACCCCUUCGACAUCUCCGGCAGGGAUAAGGAGGGGCGUGUCCUGAUGGUCCUUCCGCUUGGGAAGUGGGACGCCCGGAUGGCAGUUGACGACGGGAAGGUGGAGCUCCUCGUGGGCUACAUCAACUUUUUCUUCGAAAGCAUUGCGAAGGGGAUCAAGGAAAGCUCGGUGUCCGCGGGACGCCCAGCCUCCCACCCGCACACCCAAUUCACAUGCCUCGUCGACUGGGAUGGCUACUCCUUCAAGCAGUUCACCAAUAUCAAGGCUGCUCAAACUGUAAUAAAAAUGGGAGCAGUGUACGAAGCACAUUAUCCGGAAAUCUUGGCCCAGUGUAUUUUCAUCAACACGACCUCCGUUUUCCAACUUUUGUGGGCACUGAUGCGCAAAGUUCUGGCGGAGCGAACCGUGAGCAAGAUUCAGGUGUUUGGGACGAACCGAAAGGAGUGGGAGCCGGCGAUACUCAAAAUCGUGGAUCGUGACCAGAUCAAGACCGAGUUGCGAGAAGGGGCGCAAAUCUCGGAGGAUGAGCUGAAGAAAAUUAAGGAAGCCAAGGGGAUCAGUGAGGAUGACAUUAGUGCUCUCAUCAUCCAAAAAUGAGAGAUGAUUAAUUAGCAUAGUAUUCACGAAAUCACAUUACAUACAUAAUACUUGCUUUUAUUGAACAUGUUUACAUGGAAUAAAUUAGAGGUAGACCGAA
This is a messenger RNA of Folsomia candida, 1071 nucleotides long. RefSeq names its product SEC14-like protein 2. The coding region runs from base 138 to 971 and encodes 277 amino acids. The transcript has 6 exons. Lineage: Eukaryota; Metazoa; Arthropoda; Collembola; Entomobryomorpha; Isotomidae. Gene Ontology annotation, cellular component: cytoplasm. The record is from RefSeq and is a predicted model, not a curated record.